AUGAUGAGAAUUGACUUGAUUCGUUUCUGGCUCUUAUUGAAUCUAAAUGUAGUAUGUCGAGCAGCUAGUUAUGCGUGUGAAAAGAAAGCAGUGUCGUGUGGUUGUGGACAAGCAGCUGUAGCAAUCAAUGCGCGGAUCGUCAAUGGUGAAGAAGCUGUGCCCUAUAGUUGGCCGAUGAUGGUAUCAUUGAGAUAUAAGUGUAAAACUAAUGGCGACUCAACAACACAUUGUUGUGGUGGAACGAUUCUUAGUGAAUCGUAUAUAUUAACAGCAGCUCAUUGUGUCGAUACUUUACCUGAGAACGUGAAAGAUCAGAAUGUAACAAUUGCUGCUGGCAUGCAUGAUCAAUCGAAGCAAAAUCGAAUCAUUCGUAACGUUGAUAAAAUCAUAUUUCAUCCGUUAUGGAAAACAUUCCAUACUGAAUAUCAAUACGAUAUCGCUUUACUUCGUUUAUCGAAGCCACUUGAUCUGCAAACGAACUCAUCUUUGGCUCGAACGUGUCUUCCACCCCGUUUUGAUACGUUGGAGAAGAUGCUCGAUUAUUCUUCAAAUGCGACUGGUUUAGUAGUGAUCGGAUGGGGAAAAUUAGGAACAGAUGGAAAUUUUCCUGAUCUUCUUCAACAGGUAUCUGUUAAUUCAAUACCGUACCUCGAUAGACGAUGUACAAAAGUCAUGUCAUAUCCAAGUGUGCAAAUGUGUGCCGGAGUUGACGACGAUAUCAGUGAUGCUUGCCAAGGUGAUUCAGGUGGCCCUAUUCUGCAAUGGAUUGGUGAUCGUUGGGAGCAACUAGGACUUGUCUCUUAUGGCGUAACAGGCUGUGGAAUAAAAGGUUUUCCGACAGUUUACACUCGACUGACUUAUUUUCAUGAUUGGAUCGUAUCACAUAUUCAACAAGAUAACCAUACAAAUAUAGUGGAAAAUAUAACUGCAGCCAAUCCUGUCAUUUACCGUUGUCGCGUUGGGUUUCAUCAAUGUGGCUGUAGUAAGAAGAACGUUGUUUUAUCUUCAACAGCAUUGGUUCCAAGUGAAAACGCAUUGCCAUUCACAUGGUCAAUGAUUGUUUCGAUACGUGUUGCUUCGAACAACGAGCAUAUCUGCACGGGAACAAUUGUAGAAAACUAUCUUAUUCUAACAGCAGCUCAUUGUGUGAUCAAUCGAAUAUUAGAGGAGAUUUUCAUUGAAGCGGGCAUGUAUUCCCAAGAUGAACCUGAUGCAAUCAUUCGGCACGUAGAUCACAUGUAUAUACAUCCUAAUUAUAGUAGAACAGCUGAUUCUUAUAUCAAUGAUGUUGCUAUUCUUCACUUGUCAAAAUCGCUGUUUUCAGAAAAUAACGCAUAUCUCACACCGAUAUGUCAACCCUCGCCAGUAGGUUAUUGGAUAAAUACUAGGACUCAGUUGGUUAUUAGCGGUUGGAAUAUCACCAAUAGCUCUCGUGUAUCGAAUACAAAGAUAUUACAACAGACUGAAAUUUAUCUUAUUGAAGGCGAUGAUCAUCAACGCUCGAUACCAAUGGAUCAGCGUGAGAAUCAAUUCUAUGCUGGUCGCCGUGUGACAGAUUCUUCUUUCACAGAUCUAUGUUAUGCAGCCGAUCCAGGAAGUCCCGUUUUUUAUUGGACUGACAAUCACUGGAUACAAGUAGGUUUUGCAUCCCAUUGUAAAAGCAUCUUCAAACUGACUGAAAUGAGACCAUCGAAUACAUAUCACUGUGAUAGAAAUGCAUCAUGUGGCUGUGGGCCAACAGAUGUGACCUUGACAUCAUUACGUGUUAUUGGAGGUGAAGUCACGAUUGAUCAUAGUUGGCCAAUGAUAAUAUCGAUUCAACUCUACGGAGAGUGGCAUGUAUGCAGUGGAACGAUUCUAUCUGAUUUAUUCGUAUUAACUGCUGCUCAAUGCGUGGCUGGUUGGGGAAUCACAGAGACUGCGACUGUCAUAGCUGGUGCUCCUAAUCUUUCGAGUCCAGACAAGAUUUCCCGGAGAAUUGAUCAAGUCUAUAUCCAUCCAAAUUACUCAAACAUCGAACCUAAUUUACAUAACAUUGCGAUUAUUCGAAUAAAUCAGCCACUUCCAUUGAAAGAUGAAUCAUCUACAAUACGAAAAACAUGUCUAUCAUCAAACACCGAAGUGCCAUUCAAUGAAUAUCCAGCGCCCAAUUCGAAACUAGUAGUUCUUGGAUGGAGUAAUUUCGAUGUUGAAAAUGGAACAUCGUCGAGACUUCGACAAAUACCAGUUCGGUUCAUUGAUGCUAAACAUAAGUCAUGUGCAAAUGCUAUCAUCAAUGAAACCUAUCAAUUCUGUGCUGCACUGUCAAAUGAUGAUCAUAGUAUUGGUCUAAAUUACUUAUUGAGUUAUGAUGCAGGCGGACCGAUUAUGAUGUUCAAGAAUAAUCAUUGGGAACAAAUUGGAAUUAUUACAAAACCACACGGAAUCGAGACGAUUAGUAAACCUGAGCUAUACAUACGGAUAUCACCAUACAAAGAAUGGAUCCAAAGUACUAUUGGUUUCCCCUUGCCCGUCUAUCCAACACUUAAUAAUGUGGACUACAAACAAAAUCAUCAAAUCGAUCCAUUACCGUAUACAUCAUCUAUGAUAGUUUCAAUUAGACACAAGAAUGAUAUAAAUACACAUCGGUAUACUGGAACAAUUCUAACUGAUUCGUAUAUCUUAACAGCUGCACAUUAUGUUGAUAGUUCAUCAGAUGAUUUAAUCAUUUCGUAUAAAUCAGAAGAAAAUCUUGGAAAAAUCAAUCGAGUUUAUAUUCAUCCAGAAUGGAAGGAUUACCAUCGCUACAGAAAAGAUAAUGUCGCUCUUCUACGUUUAUCAAAUCGGUUGAACUUCACUGUACAUAGACAACUCUCUCGAGCGCGUCUUUCACCUCGUGUUCAUCUGUUGGAGAAUACAAUGCUACAAAUUAUCGAUUGGCAACGAAAUACCAGAGUAUUCUUGAUAGCUAACAAUGAUUCCUUAUGCAACAGCUUCAUCGAUGGCGAUGAACAACAGUUCUGUGUAAGAUUCUACGAAAGUAGCCAAGAAGAUGCGGUAGGAAAACCGAUAUUUCAAUGGAUGAAUCAUCGUUGGGUACAAAUUGGCAUCGUUCAUUUAGCUACAAAAUAUACAGACGAUAGCUAUAUAGGUGUUGUCACCAGCUUACAUCACUAUUAUAACUGGCUAGAGUCCAUUGUCAAUACACCAAACUUCAGAACUCUCAGUAUUGGAGUGACAGCAAAUGUCGCAAGAAACGUACCAACAACCUACGAGUGUAGUGUUCAUAGCACAUCUUGUGGUUGUAGCGGAGAAAAUGUAAAAUUAUCAUCGACAAGAAUUUUUGGAGGCGAAGAAGCUGUUCCAUACAGCUGGUCUAUGGUCGUUUCGAUUCAUUUUAAUGAUUCCGAUGAACCAUCUUGUACGGGUUCCAUUCUCACCGGAUCUUACGUGUUAACUUCAGCAGGCUGUGUAGAUGGUGCAUCAGAAAUGGAUUUGCACAUUGUCGCCGGUGUGCACAAUCGAUUGGAAGAUUUUCCUACGAUCCGCUAUGUACAAAAAAUUCAUAUACAUCCAGACUGGAACAGAAGUGACCAUACCUACGGAAAUGAUAUUGCGUUGCUCUAUGUUUUCCCACCGUUACCAAUUAAUGGUCGGGGAAAUCCUGCUCUAACAUGUGUACCACAUAUUAAUUCAUUGACUGAAUCAGUAAAUUAUCCAUUACAAGGUAGUCAGUUAGUAAUGGUUGGUUGGGGUUCAGCUGGAGACGAUAGUCACGCCAUGUCUGAGACACUUCAACAAGUCAGUAUCGAUGUGAGCAAUAAAAACGAUCCAAACUGUAUAAAAAACGUUCGCGAUGCCGAUAAACAAUUUUGUGCUGGAAGAUCAAAUCGAAGCCCGUGUCGUGGUGAUUUAGGCGGUCCAAUAUUUCAAUGGAAAGGAACAUAUUGGGAUCAGGUGGGAAUCACUAGUUACGGAGGACAAUGUGAUCAGGUUGAUUCACCAGCUGUGUUCACACGUUUGGCGGUAUACUUCAAUUGGAUGGAGUCUGUUGUCAAUAGUUCUCUGACAACUACAACGCCUUCGCCACCUCCUGUGCCUAUUGUACAUGAAUGUAACAAAGCAUCAACGUGUGGUUGUGGUCAAACAGAUGUAGCUCUGACACCCUCGCGAAUUGUCGGUGGUGAGGACGCACUUGACGAUAGUUGGCCGAUGAUCGUGUCACUUCGUUUAAAUGGAUCUAUUGAUCAUUUGUGUGGCGGAACAAUUUUGUCUGCAUCCUUUAUUCUAACUGCUGCUCAUUGUCUUCGUAAUCUAUCCGAAACAUAUCCUACAGAUUUGUCUAUUGCAGCAGGUAUGACGAAUCGUUCAGAUCCAGGACGAAUUCUACGUAAUAUUGAUCGAAUUCACGUCCAUCCAUAUUAUCUUGGUGGAUCAGAUGACAAACGACAUGAUAUAGCUUUACUACACGUAGACCAACCGUUCGUGUUUGAAUCUGAUUUGAAAUUGACGAAAACAUGCGUUCAUCGCCUGGAUUCAUCGCUGCCAGUUGAUCAAUAUCCUAAAAAUGGAACACGUCUUGUCAUCAUUGGAUGGGGCGUGAUGCAAUUUGGUACAAAGUAUAUUCCUGAAAUUCUUCAACAAGCACAAGUUUUCAGUAUUGACAAUGACCAUUCCAUAUGCAAAAAAUCGAUUCAAGACAGUGAAUUGCAAUUUUGUGCUGGAUUAUACGAAGGUGGAAAAGAUUCAUGUGAAGGAGAUUCCGGUGGACCUAUAUUUCAGUGGACAGGACAAUAUUGGGAACAAGUCGGUGUUGUUUCUUAUGGAACAGGUUGUGCAGAUGCGUAUUUUCCUGGUGUAUACACUCGACUAUCAUUCUAUUACGAUUGGAUUCAAAAUAUUCUGAUUCGAAAUGGUGAACAUCUGGAAUCAGGCACUUUGUCUAGUUCAACCAUGACUCGAUUCACCACAUCUGCUGACCUCAUACCUCAUUCGAAUACAAUCAGCAUGUAUCAUUUCUAUAAAUAUCAUUUUCAUGUAGUCAUCUAUGGAUUAAGUUUAAUUUUAUUUUCGCUAUGUUAUCAAUAA
Adineta ricciae is the source of this 5067-nucleotide messenger RNA. NCBI's taxonomy places the organism in Eukaryota, Metazoa, Rotifera, Eurotatoria, Adinetida, Adinetidae. The record is from the annotation of a GenBank genome assembly.